AUGGACGACUCGGCAGACGACAAGAAUCAGAUACCCCGCACCGUCAAUGGAGGGUUAACUGAAAGUGGGAAUGGGAAUGAGGAAGCUGGACCUCAGCUCACAGACGAAGCUACCUUGUUUGCUAGUCCGCUGCCCAUCGUUGGUGAACGAAAGACAACGACCAGAGUAGAAGUUUGGUCGUGGUACCUCUACUAUGUGGGAAAUUCGGGAUUGGGACCAUUCAACUUUGCUAUUUCUGCUUGGCAAAAUCUGUUAUACCUUGCUGGAUGGGAUCCCGCAUUUCCCAGGGGGACAGUAGCAUGUGGUGAUGGAGGAUGUAAUCUCGUUGCAUAUGGUACCGAGCGUUCAGUCAACUCGAUCGUGUUGAUCACCAAUGGUCUUUCAUUCGCAUUCCAAGCAGUCAUCUUCCUCAUUGUGGGAUCCUUCGCAGAUUACGGUGUAUGGAGACCUCAUAUCACGACUGGAUUUACCAUCUUGACAUGGGCUGUCAGUUUCGCUUGGCUAGGCGUGGAGAAGCCUUCAAAAUGGCAAGCUGGUACUGCGCUAUAUAUCCUUGGACUGAUAGGUUAUCAAGGUGCAUUGACAUUUUGGACCGCCGCUUUCCCGGGAUUAGCUAGAGAUUUACCGGAGAUCAAAGAGAGCGAAGAGAAAUUGGCCAAAGGGGAGACUGAUCAAAAAACCCAUGAUCGAAAAGACAUGUUGGCUCGCAAUCGACUAGCCAAUGUAUCCUUCCUAGUCUGUUCGGUCGGUGAACUGGUGGUCCUGGCGAUUCUAGCGGGCAUAUUGGAAGGCGUGAUCAAUGAUGAUCCUGAUAGUAACACAAAAGCUCUGAGUAUCGUAUGCGCGUACAGUGCGGGUGUAUGGAUCUUGUGCGCGAUCCCAUGGCUAUUCUACGAGCAGUACAGACCUGGUAAUCAAUUACCUCCAAGGACUAGCUAUCUGACUGUUGGGGUCAAACAGAUCUACCAUGCGUUCAGACUAUGUCUUCGACUCAAACAGACAUUCAUCUACCUCGCUGCUUAUUUCUUCCUGGGAGACUGCUUAAACACUGUCGUCAUCGCGACCUUACAGAACGAGGUUGUGUCGUAUGACACCAAGAUGCUGAACUACCUUCUUAUCGAUGGUAUCGCUGCUCAAGCGCUUGGAAUCGGGAUCUUUUGGCUGGUCCAAAAGAAAUAUACUAUCCCAACUAAAACGAUGUUGCUCUUCAACGCCUUUUGGAUCCUUGUACUUUGCGCUUGGGGAUGUAUAGGUAUCACUCAGCAGAAGUUCGGUUUCCACAAUGCAUGGGAGUUCUGGGCUUAUCAAGCUUUCUACGGAAUUUUCGUAUGUCCAUGGUAUGCUAUUUCUCAAGCGAUGAUUUCCGAGGUAGUCCCAAGAGGCAAAGAGUUCCUGUUCUUCGCUCUCUUUUCGAUCAUCGGUAAAACAUCGAGUUUUAUCGGUCCCUUCGUCAGUAGCGCCAUCAUUGAUCGAUCGGGCAAUACCAACAUGCCAUUCACCUUCUUGCUCGCCCUCGGAGUGGUAUCGGUCGGUAUUUUGGCUUGUGUGAACGUUGAGAAAUCGAGAAAGGAGUGUAGGAAGUAUCUCGAGGAUGAAGCUAUACGAGUGUAUGGGAUGAACUCUGCAGAGGUUCUGGUCGUUGGUAGUCAGUAUGAGAUGGAUGGUCAGAGAGGAGUCGCCGUCGAGAAGGAUAAGAGGUAG
Kwoniella botswanensis is the source of this 1701-nucleotide messenger RNA. RefSeq lists its product as uncharacterized. The record is from RefSeq and is a predicted model, not a curated record. The transcript is spliced from 17 exons. Bases 1 to 1701 code for a protein of 566 amino acids. NCBI's taxonomy places the organism in Eukaryota, Fungi, Basidiomycota, Tremellomycetes, Tremellales, Cryptococcaceae.